UGUCCUCUGUAGUCAUGGAAACCAGACUGUGUGUGUGUGUGAGGACAUCUUGUCUGGUCCUAUUUUCAGGGUUAAGACCUGGUUUUAAGGUUAAGGUAAGGGGCCUCAGGAAUGCAUUGUGUCUGUGAGGGUCCUCAGUAAGGAUGCUGUGCAAACAUGUGUGUGUAUCCACGUGGCUCCGCCCCCUGCUUCCAUGUGACGGAGUGAGUUUAGUGGGAUAAGAACAAACUCCUCUGAUACACACACACACACGGGGGGAGAGAGAGAGACCGUGUCAGAGGAUCAUCAGAGGAGCUUCAGCUUCAUCAGGACCAGGAUCAGGAGCCGGGGUCGGUCGGUGAGACAGGUCUCGGUGCCGCAGCUGCAUCAUGUCCUUUAGCCCUAAAGCGUCCUCCACUCCCUUCUCCGUCUCUGACAUCCUCAGUCCCAUGGAGGAAACUUACCGGAGGUUUGGGGGCGUGGACGCCGCCGCGGGAAGCCUCGGUUCCCCGCUAACCUCGUACCGGCAGCCGCAGGUCCAUCAGGCCGGCGCGCAGCACCAGAACCAGCACCAGCACCAGCCGCAGCACCUUCAUCACCACCAUCACCAUCAUCACCAGCCGCCGCUGCCUCCACAUCUUCACCACCAUCACCACCACCUGUCCUCCUCCUCAUCAUCAUCUUCAUCCUCCUCCUGCUCCUCUUCCUCGGCCUCCGCUGCAGCCGCGCUGGGACCCGGCGGAACUUUCCACCACCACCACCCUCAUCAUCAUGUUUCCCACGCGGUGCCGCAGUUCUCCGGGGCCGUGGGUGGAUUCUGUAACGGAGGAGAACUUCCGUCCUACCAGGACACGGGGAGAGGAGGAGGAGGAGGAGGAGGAGGAGGAGGAGGAGGAGGAGGAGCAGCGUGGUACAGCGGCCCGGAGCCCAGAUACAGCACAAUUUCCAGAUUCAUGGGCCCCUCCGCGGCCGCCGGGAUGAACGUGCCCGGGAUGAUGAGCUCUCUCACCGGCAUGGACUCCGCAGCUAAAUCCGUGGUGUCGCUUCAUGCUGCCGCGGCCGCCGCUGCCGCCGCCGCCGCGCCGCGCCGGAAGCGGCGGGUUCUGUUCUCACAGGCGCAGGUGUUUGAGCUCGAGCGACGCUUCAAGCAGCAGAAAUACCUGUCGGCACCGGAGAGGGAGCACCUGGCCGGACUGAUCCACCUGAGCCCGAACCAGGUCAAGAUCUGGUUCCAGAACCACCGCUACAAACUGAAGCGGCAGUCCAAGGACAAGGCCCCGCCGCCGCCGCCGCAGGACGGAACCGGAGGAACCGGAGGAGGGUGUGACCCGAGCCGCCGCUCGUCCUCCUUGUCCCCGGUUAUGUCCAAGAACGAAAAAAGCUGCCACAGCGACACCAGCGGGUUAAACCAGAACCAGGGCCAGAGCGGCGGGAGACAGCGGGAGGCCGUGAACGGUCCACCGCAGUCGCAGCCGCUGAACCCGGUGUCCUCGUCCACCGACGAGCUGGAGGACAUGUCCCCGAGUCCAACUCCCGUGAUGAUGAUGGGAAUCCACAGUCACAUCAACAUGACGCAGAGUGACGUGGCGCUGAUCGAUUACACCAACAACAUGAUCAGCUCCAGCUUACUGUACGGGAGGACAUGGUAGUUCACCGGGGACAGCAAGGAGACUCACCGGGGACAGGACAGAGGACUCACCGGGGACAGACCGGAGACAGGACCGAGGACACACCGGUGACAGGACAGAGGACUCACCGGGGACAGACCGGAGACAGGACCGAGGACACACCGGGCCUGGUUGGGAUUCUUUCUAAAACCGUUGAUAAAAACACUUUUGGCGGUAAAGUCCCGGAUGUUUACAACUCUCAGAUUCUCCGCAGAUUAUUUUCUUGUUUUAAAAGAAAAAAUGACAUUCGUUAGAUUAUUAAUGUAUAUUUGGUUUUGUUUUUGUAAAUGAAUUUGACUCCGCUGCUGCUUUUUAAACAUAAAAACAAACAAAAACAAACGUCAUUAAAUCUAAUCUGAGAAGAUUCAGG
Molecule: messenger RNA, 2016 nt
Organism: Solea solea (common sole)
Lineage: Eukaryota; Metazoa; Chordata; Actinopteri; Pleuronectiformes; Soleidae
Gene: nkx2.4b
Product: NK2 homeobox 4b
Exons: 2
Coding region: 369-1628 (419 amino acids)
Biological process (GO): cell differentiation; regulation of transcription by RNA polymerase II
Cellular component (GO): nucleus
Molecular function (GO): DNA-binding transcription factor activity, RNA polymerase II-specific; RNA polymerase II cis-regulatory region sequence-specific DNA binding
Source: RefSeq, a predicted model, not a curated record